Messenger RNA from Entrophospora sp. SA101, 549 nucleotides. Lineage: Eukaryota; Fungi; Glomeromycota; Glomeromycetes; Entrophosporales; Entrophosporaceae. The record is from the annotation of a GenBank genome assembly.
AUGCCUUUGUUGAUUAGUUUUGAAGGAAUUGAUGGUAGCGGUAAAACUAGUUUGGUGGAAAAAUUAAGCCAAAAAUUACCAGAUUCCUUUAUCACUAAGGAACCCCGGGGCACAGAAUUAGGCAAAAGAACCGCAGUUAGAACAGGGAAAAUUAUAAAAGGCAAUGAAACUUACGAAGCAGUUGCUUUUGUAGGAAAAGAAGAAGUAAUUAGUUUAGAAGAAAGAAUUGAAAGAAAGUUAAAUUCCUUUAUUAACAUUAAAAAACUUAUCCAAAAAGCAGGAAAAGACAAUAAUGAAAUAAUGGAAAAAUUGACCAAACUAGAAGAGCAAGUAGAACUAAUUAAACAAGAUUUAAAAGAAAACACUACUAAUAAUGAAUGGCAAAAAAGCCGAAUUCAAAGAGAGAAAGAAAGAGUAGAGGAAAGAUUAAACAAAUAUAGCCAACUAAAAGCCGGUAAUUAUUACCAUUUUCACCUCAAAAUGAAAGAGAAAAAAGGAGAAACUUAUUAUGUUUUGUUAGAUUUCCAAGAGGUAAAUAGGGGAAAUUAG